UAUUGUAUAAAUGCAAUUCAUAUGGUAUGUGUCUAACACAUGUUGUUAUCGGGGGAUUCUAUGCCGGUUACGGAUGAAUUGUCUCAUCAAGGUUUAUUAGAUGAAAAGGCGUCACCUUCGUCUUCUCAGUUUCCAGGAGAUGGUGCCGUUCCUGGUUCCCAAAACGACAACAAAUCUACUAAGCAAACUAAAUCUGCAUUGAAUGAGGAGGAUUUAGUAGAGCAGGACCUCUCUGAGGAGGAGAGUGUCCAUGAACCAUUUGUUCAGAGAUAUCGUCCCGGCGUUUCCGUAGAUGUCAAGCUUAAGAAUGUGUGGAAAAACCACGAUGAUGGCGCUAAUCAUCAUGUUCCUAUGAUCAUUGACUUUUACGAGGAAUGCCUUCGUACAUACCGCGAUGAACGCCUUUUCGUUUACGAGGAGGGAUAUCUCAUGCAACGUAAGAACAACGCUGCGGAUGCAGCAGCUGCCCGUGUGCGUAGCAGGUUGACAAACUCGCAGUUGAAUGACACUCGAGGUGAUUUAGUGUUAGACAAUGAAGAGCCAUGUUCUCAACAGGGUCCUGUUGAGGUUACUCUUGACGAUGUCAUGUGGAUGAAGGAUCGCCCUAACAAUCCCUUAUUACGAUGCAUUCAGUCAAUUACAGACCGUUUAAACAUUCAGGGUUUGGUUGGUGAUCCCGUAUCGUAUUUAAAGAUUGGUGGUGACGACAUGCAUUACGACAUAGACGACCCAUUUAUCGAUGACCGGGAUAUGUUCAAUGAGUUGCAGAUAUCUCGUGACGAUUUAAUGAUGAAGAAGGCAAUGGAAAAAGACUUUUCAGUAUGGAGUGAGGAUGAGGAUGACGAUCACGUUGGCGUGCUUCGUGCUACAGACUUCAUAUCGCAAUACGCUUCGCAGCUACAAUUAAAAGAGGAAACUACAUCUAGUGAUUCAGAGAAUGUACCAUUAUUUUUUCAUUCCUCUGGUUGGCGUCACUAUGCUCAGCGCAUUCCUAAGCAGUUUACAUACAUAUUCAAGGAGCUAGAGAACAAGUAUAAGAGCUUCGAGGGUGACUUGGACAAUGCAGCUUUGAGGACUAUGGUACACGACCUUUUAAGUGCUAUAUUCUUGAGAUUGACUAAAUUCAGUGUUCCUCGUCAUAGGAAGGGCACAAGUAACGAUGCAGCAACAUCGGAUUCUAAGGAAGCUGAUGACGAUCAGGUGGCUUCAUUAGCUCGUUACGGCCUCGAUUGCAUCGGUGUUGGUAAAAUCAUUGGCAUUAACGGUCGCAUUUUACGUUGGAUCGUUGCUUCCAUUGGUGAGGUUACUAACGCAGUAUCAUGUCGUGAUAUGCACAAGGAGUGGAUCAGGCUGGUCCUAGAACACAAUGAGGGCUGUAUAGUCGCCAUGCGUGACCGUAUGAGUGAGAAGCUGGCUACCAGGGUAUCUCAAAUAAUGUUGAAGCGUGGCGACAAGGUGUUUCACAAACUUUCUGAAAAUAUGAAGACCAUGUCAAAAUCAGUCCUUGCUGUACGCCGACUUAUGAGGAAGUAUGAAGAAGCCGCCGAGGCAUAUAAUAACCCAGAGAAUGCACCGUCUCAGAAAAGUGAGCCUGCUGUCCACUCAGUACAAAAAGUGAAGGCUGUUUUGCCCGAGACAGUUACUCCAGUGAAGCAUGUGGUACCUGAUGAUACCUUUUCUGCUUCACCAUUUGAAAUCGACCACACCCCGUUUAGAGUAGGUAUGGCUAACAUAUCAAACCUAGGCUACACAUCUACAUUGGAUGGUAUAGAAACACAAUCUGGAAGUCGUGUAUCUCCAGGUACUAUUACGUUAUCUGCCGGGAACGAGACUUCAGACAAUUGCCAAAGGGAUUCUGUUAAUAUGGACAGCUUGAAUGAUGAUGCUGAAGAGGGGUCGCUUACUGUAGAUGACCUUCAGUCCUAUAUAGAAGGGAAUAAGUCCGAGAGUCCCCGAUGCUCCGAUGACGGAUCAGGCUCUGAAUGUAAAGAGGUAUCCUUCGUAAAUAUGAUGCGCAAGUGGUCUAAAUGGCCACGGGUCUCGUUCCUCUAUUCACUGUACAAGCAUAUAGCGCUUGAUAUUCUCACAUGGGUCCAGAUGAUUAAUCUAGCCACUGCUACACAAAUCAGUAUUUCCAAUACCGAUUUCAAGGAGAUGGUUGCCAGUGAGUUAUCUGUACCUUAUAUAUUUGAUAAGGCUUAUAUGCGCAUAUCGGAUUUGUUUUCUACGGUGAUAUUUCAAACUACCGGUGUGAAGCUAUCGAUUGGUGCUGACAUAUCGCGUAUAGUGGUGAUGUACCUACACGAAACGUCGUGCAUAUUCGAUUUAUACGAGCGCGCAAGUGACCAGAAGCUUGUGUUUUACAACAAUUCUGACGUAUCUGCAUCUGAAGGUGUCCUGACACUCACUGGAGGAAAGAAGCGAAAGUCAGGGUCCAAAGAGAAGCCUUCGAAAUCAACAGUAUCACAGGAAAACACUACCCAGGUUGACGAAACUAAGCCAGCAAAGACCAAAAGUAAUCGCUCACGGAAAAAGAAGAUUACGGUAGAGAUAACAGAAAAUAACCCUCAGUAAUGCUAUUUGU
This is a messenger RNA of Babesia bovis T2Bo, 2584 nucleotides long. RefSeq lists its product as uncharacterized. Lineage: Eukaryota; Apicomplexa; Aconoidasida; Piroplasmida; Babesiidae. Bases 40 to 2574 code for a protein of 844 amino acids. The record is from RefSeq and is a predicted model, not a curated record. The transcript is spliced from 2 exons.